AUGAAGCUGAUCAACACCGUCGCAGCUGCCUUGGCGCUCUGUCCCCUCUCCACCUCCGCUGAGCGUAAAUUCUACAACCCAGGCAACCUCAACGGCUGGGACUACAUCCGUCGGGAGAACAAGGGUACCGUCGAAGCCGUCACCAACGUCGCCUACAAGGGCGGAAAUGCCCUCAAAAUGACGCAGACCUAUACACCCGGUUACACUGGCCGCUACCAUUCUGAGGUCGACCACAACCAAGGCUACAAGCGUGGCGACCAACUUUUCUACGGCUUUGCCUUCCGUCUGUCGGAGCAGUGGGAAUUUCAACCCCAAUCGUACAACUUGGCCCAGUUCAUUGCAAACCGUCCUGGUGCCAGCUGCGGUGGUGAUGAUUGGAUGCCUUCGUCCAUGCUUUGGAUCGAGGGCGACCAACUGAUGUCCCGUGUCGUCAGCGGCCAGUACCGAGUGCCAGACUGCAGCCGUGACAUCAAGCCGUUCCCCAAUUUGGCCAAGGUCAGUGCUGGCCAGUGGCACAAAGUUGUCAUCCAGGCUUCGUGGAAGAGCGACAACACUGGCUUCUACAAGAUCUGGUUUGAUGGCAACAAGGUUCUGGAGGAGUACAACCGCAAGACGACCCUCAACGACGACAGCGUGUUUCAGUUCCGCAUUGGUCUGUAUGCCAACGCUUGGCACGACGAUAAACACAUGGAGGGUAGCCAGAGCUUCCGACAGGUUUGGUAUGACGAGGUGGCCAUUGGUACGACUUUUGCCGACGUCGACCCUGGCCAGCCUGACUCUGCCUAA
Fusarium keratoplasticum is the source of this 786-nucleotide messenger RNA. RefSeq lists its product as uncharacterized. Bases 1 to 786 code for a protein of 261 amino acids. The transcript has a single exon. NCBI's taxonomy places the organism in Eukaryota, Fungi, Ascomycota, Sordariomycetes, Hypocreales, Nectriaceae. The record is from RefSeq and is a predicted model, not a curated record.